This is a messenger RNA of Mesitornis unicolor (brown roatelo), 965 nucleotides long. It is a transcript of the gene CCNDBP1, whose product is annotated as cyclin D-type binding-protein 1. The transcript has 9 exons. NCBI's taxonomy places the organism in Eukaryota, Metazoa, Chordata, Aves, Mesitornithiformes, Mesitornithidae. The record is from RefSeq and is a predicted model, not a curated record. The annotation marks the transcript as partial. Gene Ontology annotation, biological process: regulation of cell cycle. Gene Ontology annotation, cellular component: nucleus.
GUCAGACAUUCAAAGCAACGUCACAGGAAGCUACAAAGCUGAGUCUGGCAUUCUCAGGGCCUCCACUGACUUCUGCAGAGGAUUGCCAGAAGCUGAGUGAAGAUGUCCAAAAUGCCAUUCUUGCAGUUGCCACGGUGUACUACUGGCUCCCCAAGGGCCAAGGUACUACUCUUCGGAAGAUGGUGCGAGAUGCUACCACUGAAGUAGUGGAAGGAAUUAUCCAACUCACAGAAACAAUUCUCAGCGCUCCAUUGGAAAGCUUGUCUCAGGAACAGCUUAUAUCGACUGGUGGUGUGUGGGAGGCGUGUGAGCAAGUGUCUAACCUGCCACGAGAUAACCAGGCGGCAGUUGCGUCAGCUCUGGCUGCAUGUCUAGGUGUGGUCAAGGAUGCUCUGGAGGAGAUGGAACAUGCUCUGGUGGAAGGGCAAGACCCAUACAGUGACAUCAUGGAAGAUGAAGAGCUGGGCGUUCGGGGCAACAGAGAUACGUAUUGGUCAGAAGCUGACCGGAAGCUGCUUAGCUCCUGCAUGGGAUUAAUGAAGGCUUCUAAGGCUUGUCUGAAGAAGGUCUUGGGUGUAGUGAAGGCUUAUGGCAAAGCUGAUUCUCCAGAGCAGAUAGCUCAGCUGGAUGAUCUUGCAGACAUUGCAAACGAGAUCAGUCCAAGUGUUGAUGAGCUGGCACUGAGCAUGUACCCACCUGUAAACGAGCUGGCUGUGCGACUCAAUGCUGCUAAGUUGGCCUCGGUAUUAAAGAAAGCCUUAGAGAUUACAAAGACAAGCCAUGUAUGUCCACCAUCAGAGGAAGGCUGGGUGCAGUUUCUAACUGGUGCAGUAGAUCACAACAUGAACAAAAUCAAGAACUUCACUCAGGGUCAACUUUAGCUCUUCCUUGUCUACGUGUGUUGCUGCCGCUGGCUCUGGCAGAGGCUUUUCCAGUGAAUGUCGCUGUUCCCCGGCUACUGGGAG